AGUGUGCAAAUACCAUUUCUGGCCUCUCCGCCUGUCGAUGGCGUCGAUUAUGGAUGGACAUUCAAGUGAUGGGAAGGAAGCAUCUCCCGCCGAAACUUGUUGGUCUCCGGAGAUUCAAAUCAAUUGGAUGGAGGUUCAAGAUUCAAUGAAGAGAAGACUAAUCACAGAAGAUGAUUUCACAUGGAAAUUGCCGAACAAUGAAGAGAAGACUGAUCAAUUGGUCUCCGGUGUUGUGUUAUUGAAAUAUGUGGGUGGAGUUGAUAUUAGCUUCUCAAAGGAUGAUCCGUCUGUUGCUUGUGGUGCACUUGUGGUUGUGGAUCUCCACACCCUCGAAGUUGUAUAUGAUGAUUACUCCGUUUCCAGGCUCAACAUCCCUUAUAUUCCUGGAUUUCUUGCCUUCAGAGAGGCCCCAAUUCUUCUAGAGCUUUUGGAGAAAAUGAAGAAUUGUGCUCAUCCUUUUUAUCCCCAGCUUUUGCUAAUUUGCUAUACACAAUCAUUGACAAGUCAUCAGUCUGAGACUGAGCCACAAGUUUCUUGUGAAUGUUACCAGUUGCUGAUGGUUGAUGGCAAUGGAUUACUUCAUCCUCGAGGCUUUGGAUUGGCUUGUCAUCUAGGUGUUUUGGUCAAUCUUCCAACUAUUGGAAUAGGAAAGAAUUUGCAUCAUGUUGAUGGUCUUACCCAAUCUAGAGUGCGACAGCUCCUUGAGACCAAAGGUAACUCUCCUGAAGAUACUGUCACUUUAAGAGGUGACUCUGGCUGCAUAUGGGGAACAGCAGAGCGAUCUACUAGUGGCUCAUCUAAGCCAAUAUUCAUUUCAAUUGGUCACCGUGUCUCUCUUGCUACAGCUGUGAAAAUUGUUAAAAUGACAUGCAAAUACCGUGUGCCAGAGGCUAUUAGGCAGGCUGACAUAAGAUCUCGAGAGUACCUUCGGAAGCAUCAACAGUCAAGUAGCAAGUGUAUCUCAGAUUCUGCAGUACCCUGAAGGUGGCAAUGAGAUAGGAAGAGGUGGAAGCCCUUUUGAUUGUACAUUCUUAUUCACACGUUCUUAUCUCAGAGGAAGAAUUGUCAAGUCUCAGAGCCUAUAGUUUCAAGCUGUUAAUUCAUGCUUCAAUUCAUUGAGAUCUACAAGCACCUAGGAAGCAGUAGUCUUGCAAUUUACGAUAUUUUCAUCCUUCACUAUGUAUAAAAGUGUUGAUUUCUAUUCAUUAAGAGUUUGCUCAGUUCAUGAGAAGAACGUAUGGGUAGUUCUCUAAGAAGCAUGACGCUGAUAUUUGACUUUUGUCAUCUCUUUCAAGUUCUUGACUGUUAGUGUAGGUGCUCUAGACCCAAUCAGAUUGGGCAUGUUAUACACUGACAAUUGUAAUCAUGUUUAUUAUUUGAAUAAGGAGUUGUUCAAAUUCACAAGAAGUCAUUCUAUUAGUUUCUUGUUAUUAUUGUAAUAACCAAAUGAAACUAGAUAGAAGUCCAUAUGAUGUAUACUGUGAUUAAUCUAUAAAGAUGUGAGAUGAUGCAUCACAGUUUCUAGACAUCAUUAAACGUCCCAAGUCGUAGCAAUGUCAAGAAUGGACAUUGACAAUUGCGGUAAGACUUGUAUGUGCUAUGUUUUUGCUAUGUGAUAGCAAUGGGGGUCUCACACCCAUAGGCAUGGGGAUGCCUAGACAAGUACAUAGGUGACCAAUGUUGGAGAACGUGUCACUGGACAUGACUCGCCAUGAGACUAUUUUGGUUAUAUGUUGAUGGAAUUCUUAUACGAAAUGGGUGUAACUAAUCCUUGGACCUGAAGUUGUCACGGUCAUCUCAUAAGAAGACCGAUAUGCUUUGACAUCGUUUCGAUGGGCCUAGAUAAAGGCUGCACGUGGGCGAUCGUUGGGCAUAUCGUGAGGCUUAUGGAGAUGGGUGCAUAACCAAGAUGGGACUCGUCUAUCCCUUGAUAGAGGAUGAUGUAUCUAAGGCGCCUUCGGUGGAUAUUCACUUUAAAUCCAUGGCCAUGGUAAAAGAGCUCAAUAAGGAGUUAUUGAUUUACUUUCUAUUAAGUGAAGAUAUCCAGAAGACCGAAGAAAACUCAUGUGAUCGUUAUCAAGCAACACAUCGCCAUACUUGAGAUCACAUAAGAUACAUUGACGAGAGGAUCGUAUCACAUGGUAACCAUGCUCGUGAAAGGUUAUUUGCGGAUUAUGAAUCCUUCUGAAUAAUUGGGUAGGCAUGAUGCCUUGCUAGAGGUCAAUCUUGUCUUAUGUGUUUGUACCGACACAUUGCCAAAAUAUUCGGAAGUCUAAUGAGUCAUACGCAAUAGGCAUGGUCCCUGGCUUAAACCAGGAGAAUGGACGUAUGGUUAAGUGGGACACUUCGGCAAGAAGUUUUGCCGUCGUAGGUUCUCACGGAAAAAGAACAAAUAGACGUAAUGACGUCGAUAUGACGAGGAGUCGUCAUAAUGGAAAAAGUUUCCUAAAAAUGGCAAUUAAUUAAAUUAGGAAGGAGUUUCUAAUUUAAUAAUUUUCUAUUUGUUGGAGUGGCAAAUAGGAAAUAAAAUAUAUUUGGGUUUAAAUUAAUAUUUGGACUAAAUUACAUUUGGGCCAAAUAUUAAAUUAAAUAUUAUAUUUGGACUAAAUUAGAUUUGAGUCAAAUAUUAAAAUAAAUAUUAUAUUUAGACUAAAUUAGAUUUGGGCCAAAUAUUAAAUAUUAUAUUUGGACCAAAUUAGAUUUGGGCCAAAUAUUAAAUAAAAUAUAUUUGGGCUUGAAUUAGAUUUGGGCCAUAAUAUUUUAUUUAACCUAUAAAAGGAUUGGGCCAUUUAAUUAUAUUUCUAGUUGGACUAGAAUAAGCCCACUUAAGAUUCUAAUUAAAUUAGAAUUGAUGGGCUAACCCAAUCCAUUAGGGUUUUAGAAACCCUGGGAUAUUUCACUAUAAAUAUCCCUUUAUGGGUUGUCCAAAACAGUAGUGUUUUUGGUGUCGUUUUUCAAGAGUUGAAAAACGUAUUGCCGUUCACUCUUCCCCGUUUCUUUUGGCAUCGAUUUGAAACGUGGGUGUUCUAUUACCGUCCAUACACAAGCCACGCAAAGGAGAAAGAGCUAGCACUCCUAUUUCGCUCUCCUUGCCAACGGACGCGUGCCGCGUAUCACGAGUUAGAGGCCGGACACUUGGACGGCUCGAAUCCGCGAACGACUCGAUAAUCUAAAGGUUAGAUUUAUUUAUUUGUUUGUGAAUGAUUUGAUUUCGACGUUGAUCCAAUUGUCGGGAUCGGAGUAAGUUCAAAUUUUUGAACUACGCUGUAUGCCCCGUAGCGAUCUUGCUUUACUUUCAUUGACUGCUUGUAGAUUUUGUAUAUUUAUCAAAGAUGUCGGUGUGUUAAGCAGUCAAUUAUUGAGAUUGUUAUCCAUAACUUUGUCAGCAAUGCUUUUGUUUUCUCAAAGUCAGAUCUGGUCCCUAGUAAACGUGAAGGAAUGUGGCUUGGCAACUUGAACUGUACACGCUACAUCCCAAUGAUUUUGUUCCGUCUUUUCUUUUUCAUCCUUUAACUGUAGGCAAGAUCAAUUUCAAUUUACUAAUUGAUAUUGUAAUAGCUGAACCUUUGAUUGGUCAUCUUAGUAGGGUAAUUCU
Diospyros lotus (date-plum) is the source of this 3595-nucleotide messenger RNA. RefSeq lists its product as uncharacterized. Gene Ontology annotation, cellular component: nucleolus; cytoplasm. Lineage: Eukaryota; Viridiplantae; Streptophyta; Magnoliopsida; Ericales; Ebenaceae. Bases 38 to 982 code for a protein of 314 amino acids. Gene Ontology annotation, biological process: DNA repair. The transcript is spliced from 9 exons. Gene Ontology annotation, molecular function: single-stranded RNA binding; RNA endonuclease activity producing 5'-phosphomonoesters, hydrolytic mechanism. The record is from RefSeq and is a predicted model, not a curated record.